Molecule: messenger RNA, 1590 nt
Organism: Eublepharis macularius
Lineage: Eukaryota; Metazoa; Chordata; Lepidosauria; Squamata; Eublepharidae
Product: cytochrome P450 1B1-like
Exons: 1
Coding region: 1-1590 (529 amino acids)
Molecular function (GO): oxidoreductase activity, acting on paired donors, with incorporation or reduction of molecular oxygen; heme binding; iron ion binding
Source: RefSeq, a predicted model, not a curated record
AUGGGGGACCCCCAGAGCCCGGAGAGGGAGUCCGUCAUGCUCCUCAGGAGCGCCGUCCAGCCGGCACUGCUGCUUUCCUGCGCCCUGCUGCUGUGCCUGUGGGCACGGAGGCGGCCGAACCCCGCGGGCAAGAGCCCCCCUGGCCCCGUCGGUUGGCCGCUGCUGGGCAACGUGCUGCAGCUGGGCCGGCUGCCGCACCUCACCUUCUGCGAGCUGGCGCGGCGCUACGGGGACGUCUUCCAGCUGCGCCUGGGCCUGCGCGCCGUGGUGGUGCUGAACGGCGAGGCGGCCAUCCAGCAGGCGCUGGUGCGGCGGGGUGGGCUGUUCGCCGGCAGACCCGACUUCCCCUCCUUCCGCCUGGUGUCAGGCGGCAAGAGCAUGGCCUUCGGGCGCUACACCGAGCGGUGGCGGGCGCAGCGGCGGGUGGCGCACGCCACGCUGCGCGCCUUCUCGACGGCCAACACGCCCAGCAAGCGGCUCUUCGAGCAGCACGUGGCGGCCGAGGCGCAGGAGCUCAUCGACGGGCUGGUGGCGCUGAGCGCAGGCGGCGCGUACGGCAACCCGGCGCCGCUGCUCACGGUGGCCAACGCCAACGUGAUGUGCGCCCUCUGCUUCGGGCAGCGCUACAGCCACGCCGACGGCGAGUUCCGGGCGCUGCUGGGCAGAAACGACCGCUUCGGGCAGACAGUGGCGGCGGGCAGCCUGGUGGACGUGCUGCCCUGGCUGCAGGCCUUCCCCAACCCGGUGCGCAGCGUCUUCCAUGACUUCCAGGCGCUCAACCGCGAGUUGCACGACUUCGUGCGCGCUAAAGUGGCGCGGCACCGGCGCACCUUCCGGCCGGGCGCCUCCCCGCGCCACAUCAGCGACGCCAUCCUGGAGCGCAUGGAGCACGGCCCCGCGGCGCAGCAGGGCCUCGCCGGCGACUACGUGGAGGGCACCCUCACUGACCUUUUCGGCGCCGGCCAGGACACCACCUCCACCGCUCUGGCCUGGGUGCUGCUGCUGCUCCUCAAACACCCGGCGCUCCGGCGGCAGCUGCAGGAUGACCUGGACCGCGUGGUGGGGCGCGACCGGCUGCCCACGGCGGAGGACCGCACCGCCUUGCCUCGCCUGGAGGCCUUCCUCUACGAGACUCUGCGCUACAGCAGCUUCGUGCCGCUCACCAUCCCACACGCCACCACCGCCGACGUGCUCCUGGACGGCUUCCACAUCCCCAAGGACACGGUGGUCUUCGUCAACCAGUGGUCGGUCAACCACGACCGGCUCCGCUGGAAGGACCCGCACAUCUUUGACCCGGCGCGCUUUCUGGACGCCAGCCAGGAGACUCUCGACCGCGACCUCGCCUGCCGGGUGCUGAUCUUCUCGGUGGGGAAGAGGCGCUGCAUCGGGGACCAGCUCGCCAAGCUUCAGCUCUUCCUCUUCACCGCCAUCCUCCUGCACCAGUGCGACGUGGAGGCCAACCCUGCCGAGGAGCUCUCCAUGGACUGCGAGCACGGGCUGGCCCUCAAGCCUCUGCCCUACACUUUGGCCGUGAGGAGGCGAGGCGCGGGCCAGGAGAGGCUGGCGGGAAUAGCCGCCGGUUCCUCCUAG